AUGCGCGCGUACGUCAACCGCGUGGAGGAGCUUGGCGAGCGCUUGGUGGAACUCGACGCGAGCGUGGAGGACAACGAUUGGAUCAUGACGCUCCUAGCGGGCCUCGGUGAAGCAUGGUCAACGGUGAUCACGAUGCUGGAUGGGGCGCAAGAUACAUGGAAGAAGGAGCAAGUGGUGGCACGCCUCAUCAACGAAGAGGCGAGGCGCACGAAAUUGCAUGGCGAUGCAAUCGCGGCGCAACGACGGCAACAACCGCGGGAGCUCGAACGGGAGCACGGCGGCCUCACGUGGAGGAUCGGCCAACGCCAAUCGAGCUCGGCGCGCGACGGAGCUUGUCGUUUUUGCAAGAAGACCGGACAUUGGUGGCGCGAAUGUCCCGUCAAGCCGGCGAAUUGGAAGCCGGCUUCAAGUGACGACAACCGGCGCGCGCAUGUGGCGACAUGGGACAACAACGACAAGGAGUUCGUCUUCGUCGCAAGUGGAACAACCGUCGGGGGUGUUGACGUGUGGGUACUCGACACAGGUGCUACUCAACACAUGACGGCGUGCGCGACUCUUCUCAACAACGUGACAACGGAGGCUCCCGUUAAGCGCGUGAUGUUCGGCAACCGUGACACGUUGGACGUCACGGGACAAGGCGACUUGCGGCUCAUGGUGGACGGCGGUCCACUCACCAUCAAGAACGUCUUGGUGGUUCCCGGGCUCGGCGCCAACCUCCUCUCCAUUUCCCAAUUCACACGUAAGGGGAUGUUUGUGAAUAUUAAAGGGACUAUGAUGGCGUUGAGCAUGGCGGAUGGCGCACACAUCGACACGGCACGCCAAUCGGGAGGACUCUUCGUGGUUGGCGCUUUCCCAAGUGUGGCGACGGCUCAAGCGGCUACCUCGACAACCACUCUCAAAACGUGGCAUAAUUGUCUCCUCUCCCAUGCUCACGCGGAGAAGCAUUGGUGGGGAGAGGCGGUUACGUUGGCAACUUGGAUUCGCAACCGGUGCGUGACCAAGACGCCUCUUGAGGCUUGGAGCGGUACGAAGCCGGACGUCACCGACCUUCGCACGUUUGGGUGUACGUGCUACUACCAUGUCCUGGAUGCCACACGGACCAAGCUUGAGGCUAAGGCGCGGGUGGCGAUGUAUUUGGGUCCAAGCGCGGAUCAUAAGGCGUGGCGUGUGUGGGACUUGGAGCACGGGAAACUCGUGGUGUCGCGCGACGUGGUGUUCUAUGAAGACACCUUCCCGUCCAAGUCAAUGAACGUGCCCUCGGUCAUCAUCGUCCCUCCACCCUUGGAUGCCGCGGAUGAGGCGGAUGAAGCUCCUACGACUCCUCCUCCUAGUACGAGUGAGGGGGGGAAUGGAUCGGGUGCGCUUGGAGUGAGUGCGGAUGAAGGAAAUGCCAAGGAAAAUGACCCUUCGUCUCCUCCUCCUACUAUCACUCCCACCCUUGCAUCCACUCGCACUUGGAGGAUUCAUCCCAACUCAAAGUACGAUGACUACUCUCUCGUGGCGGGAGACGAUAAGGGCGGGGGGACGCUAUGUGCCUUGAGGCAUACACCGAUACCCCGUCCACGUACCAAGGCGCCAUGA
This is a messenger RNA of Closterium sp. Yama58-4, 1581 nucleotides long. The record is from the annotation of a GenBank genome assembly. Lineage: Eukaryota; Viridiplantae; Streptophyta; Zygnematophyceae; Desmidiales; Closteriaceae.